Messenger RNA from Salvia splendens (bonfire salvia), 3073 nucleotides. Its product is annotated as WPP domain-interacting tail-anchored protein 2. The coding region runs from base 750 to 2765 and encodes 671 amino acids. The record is from RefSeq and is a predicted model, not a curated record. The transcript has 4 exons. NCBI's taxonomy places the organism in Eukaryota, Viridiplantae, Streptophyta, Magnoliopsida, Lamiales, Lamiaceae.
UCAACUUUAAUUUUCUUUAUUUUAGGCACAAAUUCAGUAUUCGCUUGAAAUAAUUAAAAAAAAAAAAUGGACGGAAACUGAAGAUUUCUUCUCCUCUCUUCUCUUCUCUUCUCUUCUGUUGAGAGGUGUUGACUUUGAUCAUCAGACUUCUUCUAUUUGAAGUUUUACUACUGAAUUAACUUCUCUUUGAUUUUUUUUUAAAAUUUUGUUUUAGUGACUGUAAGGGAUUUUGGUGUUUAUGAUGAUGCUCUGCUUAUUUUGUUGAAAUAUUACUAGUUUUAGUAUGUGUGCUCUCUCUCCCUCUCUCUGUGUGUGUUAGCGGUUGGUUAUUACUAAUAGUUAUUUAAUUAUUUGGGUUAUUAUCGCAAUUUUCAAUGCCUAGGGUUUGUUCCUAAGCUAUUGGAAAUCUGUUCGAAAUAAAUGAAAAAUAUGACAUAGAUUUUGGUAUAUGUUUCUGCAUUUGGGAGCUAAGAUUCUUGACAAACCUAGGUUGCUUCUUUGGGGCUUUUCCUUUUCAAAUGGCAUACUAAUUUCAUUUAUUUUGUGUUGAAGACUUAUUAGUUUCAAUUGCUUGGUUAAUUUAAAUUUUGGAAGUUAAAUUUUGUACUAUGUUUAAGUCAAAUGUCAAAUAUUGUAUGUGGUAAUUGAUAGCCCUAUUUCUGUUUGAUGAACUGAAAAAACAGAGGUACAAUGUGUAUGUUUCUUCACCAGAUGCUUAAAUUUACAUGAAUUUUGGUAACUUUUCUUGAAUGAGCUGUAGAAUGGUUGCGAAUGGCAUGGCGGAUGUUACAUCUGAUAUCGCUGAGGAUGACGGGGCGUUUCAGAAUGCCAUGAUCGUGUCGUCUGAAGUGGAUACGAGCUUAGCAUACUCUUCGGAGAAGUUGGCAAACUUGGAGAAUCUUCUACUGCACGUCUUAGCUGUGGAAGUUGACAUCGGUGAUGUCAAUUUCAGGGAUGAUGACAUCUCAGGGGAAUUCUUCGAAAAGGCUUUCACGUUUGAUCUGCUUUAUGCCAUACUGAAUUUUGAACUGAAAGGGCUUGACCAUCUAAUGGCCGGCCUUCAGGAUCUCACCGUGGACGCCCUUAAUAAGAUGUCUUCUAGCGACGAUUCAACGCAAGUCGCAGGAAAAUUGCACGGUUCUGAGAGUGUACUAAAACGAUUCCAAGAUCGUGUUCUGAGGAUCAAGAUACAAUUAGCUAAGUUUCAGUUGACGUCGUUCGUUUUCAACAAAAGCGAAUAUAAGCAUGACUGGGAUUUGGGUGUCAAGGAAGAACUUCAUCUUGCACAGGCAGAAUGGAAGCCUCAAAUGCGGAUUGUUGAGCAAAGACGUGUUCUCAGAAUGCUGGAGAUCUCUCUUGCGAGAGAGGUGGAGCUCGAAAAGAAGCUGAUGGAGGUCAGACAAAACGAAGAAGAUUUCAAGUCGAAGAUAUGCUUACGAGAGCAAGUUGCUGUCGCGAUGGAGGAGGCAGCAGAGGCCGCGUGGGGUAGCUUCUUGGAGGCGGAUAACAGAGCUGAAGUGCUGAUGGGAAUUUCAAAAGAAAUGAUGUUGAAACUUCAGUUUGUCGGUCCUAAUGUUUCCAACGCGAACGAGAGGGAAGAAGAACUGAAACUGAAGCUGCAAGACUGCGUUAAGCAGUUGAACGAAAAGGGGGCUUUGAUUCAAAAUCUAAAUUCUAGCAAUGCACGGCUUGCAGCUGAUAAUGCAGAAGUGACAGCUCUUAGAGAAAGAGUUCAAACGCUCGAAGAAAAGAUAAGGCAAACUGAAUCCCGGCUUGCGGAAGCUAACCUUUCGAGUGAAAGGAUUCAGCAGGAACUCAAAAUAAGGGAAGAUGAAAUCGAGUCUGUGAAGGAGAACAUAUAUGCUGCAGAAAGUAGGGCCGGAAGUGCAGAGGAAAAAGUUUCACAAUUAACGGACUCAAAUCUGGAGUUGACUGAAGAGGUCGACUUUCUAAAAGGUAGCAACACGAAGAAGAUUAGCUUACUCGAGAAGCAGUUAAGGGAUUUAGAUAUCCAGCUGCAGCAUGCUAGGGCAUCCUCGGAAGCAAGCCAAGAACAGCAGAACUUGUUAUACACUGCCAUCUGGGAUAUGGAAACAUUAAUCGACGAGCUGAAACAGACGAUCACGGAAGCUGAAAGUAAGACUACGAUUUCUGAGGAGCAGCGUGUCGUUCUGUCUGAAGUGAAUUCGGACCUGAACAAAGAACUAGACUUCGUACGAUCUAAAUUGGGAUUCAUGGAGGCGACUUUGGACAAGGCUGCUCUUCAGAAAAGAUCGAGUGCUAAAGACAUCAGCAUCAAAAGUAGUGUAAUCAUGGAUAUGGUUAUGCAGAUAGCGGUAGAGAGGGAACGUAUACAGAAACAGUUGGCCUCCUUGACAAAGGAAAACAAAUUGUUGAGAGGAAAGCUACAGAAUCAAGCAAAGAUCGCACCUCUUAUCCUGCAAGACGAAAAAAGUUGUGAUGAUCGAGAAUCACUGUCUUCGGGGCUUGAUUUGGGUAAUGUAGAAUCUGCAGAGCAUUCUCCAGCUAUGGCCACAGAGACUACAUUAGAAAAUUUUGAGGUGGAAAAGGCAAACACAAGUUCUUCUUCCCUCGAUGAGAGUGGGACAGGGUUGUCCAGUUUGGUUGACGAAAGCACAAGUUCAGUUCUGGACGUGGAGGCUGAGUGCUUGGUUUCGAAACAUAGGUCUCGAAAAGUGUAUCUAGUCAUGGCAACUCUGGUUGUGUUGGUACCCAUUUUAGCAGUGCUUUUGUUCCAUGAAUGACUUGUUGCCUUCGGACCCAUUGACUGUUGAUCUUCGAGCUGUGAGUGAUGCUCGGGACUUGUUGUGAUACUGCUGAACUUGGACCCCAUCAGAUGUAGGCAUGAUUGUAUUAUGAAUAUGGAAAGUGAGUGUGAAUAUGCAAACUAAUUCUAGCCUCAAUCAACUGCAAUUCUUUCAUUGUAUUUUUUUUAGGAAGGUUCAAACAGAGAUCCUUUUAUAUCUUAUCCUAGCAUAUGUACUGUAUUACUUUGUGCAACCUGUGGAUUUGAUGCAUGAAUUUUUUUGUUCAAAGUCAUUUAUGUUAGUUA